Messenger RNA from Gossypium raimondii (Peruvian cotton), 585 nucleotides. RefSeq lists its product as uncharacterized. Lineage: Eukaryota; Viridiplantae; Streptophyta; Magnoliopsida; Malvales; Malvaceae. The transcript has a single exon. The record is from RefSeq and is a predicted model, not a curated record. Bases 1 to 585 code for a protein of 194 amino acids.
AUGCCAAAGUAUACCAAAAUUUUAAAGAAGCUGCUAACAAAUAAAAGGAAGUUAGAUGAAUUGUCCACUGUGGUGCUCAAUGAGGAGCACUCGGCCAUUCUCCAAAACAAACUACCCGCUAAGUUUAAAGAUCCAAAAAGUUUUACUAUUCCUUAUUUUAUUGGUAGAUUAAAUGUAGAAAAAGCUUUGGUUGAUUUGGGUGCUAGUAUAAAUCUAAUGCCUUAUAAAUUGUUCAAACAACUUGGUCUCGAGAAACCAAAACCCACUAGGAUGAGUAUUCAAUUAGCUGGCAGAUCAAUUAAGUAUCCUAGGGGUAUUACUGAAGAUGUAUUUGUUAAAGUAGAUAAAUUUAUAUUCCAUGUUGAUUUUGUUAUAUUGGACAUGGAUGAGGAUAUUGAGGUACCCAUCAUUUUAAGUCGACUCUUUUUAGCCACUGCUAGAACCGUUAUUGAUGUGCGUAAUAGUGAACUUGUGCUGAAGGUAGGUGAUGAAGAGGUUACUCUUCAAGCAUGUGAUGUUGUGAGAGUUUCUAGUAAGCAAAAUGAUACUCGUUAUUCUAUUGAUGUUAGUAAUCAUGUGACUUAA